Phalaenopsis equestris is the source of this 1066-nucleotide messenger RNA. Its product is annotated as ninja-family protein AFP3-like. The coding region runs from base 169 to 1032 and encodes 287 amino acids. Gene Ontology annotation, biological process: negative regulation of DNA-templated transcription; signal transduction. The record is from RefSeq and is a predicted model, not a curated record. Gene Ontology annotation, cellular component: nucleus. The transcript is spliced from 2 exons. NCBI's taxonomy places the organism in Eukaryota, Viridiplantae, Streptophyta, Magnoliopsida, Asparagales, Orchidaceae.
CCACUCCUUCCCCGCCCACCCGCACUAUACUCCCCUGCCUACCCUUUUCCCUUACUCCUCCGGCGAUCGCCUACCAGAUUCCCACUAUAAACUUCAAUGGCGAUGGCCACUUCCUGUUUGUCUCUUUUUUGACCCAACAGAUGAUUGCUGAGAACUGAGCUCGGAUUAAUGGAUAUCGAGCUGGAAGAGGAAGAAGCAGAGGAGGCAUCCCAUCCCCAAGACCUUCUACAUCGUCUUUCUAGCACGAGAUGCAGCUACGAGCUUCUUCCUAUGAAUUGUAAAGCCGAGGAUGAAGGUGAUACGGAGCUCAGCUUGGGGCUUUCUCUGGGGGGCUGCUUCGCGGUGGAGACGAGGGAGCCACGGCUUGUGCGAUCAUCCUCGACUGCGAUGAUGCCAGUGCUCCAGAACGAGUUCAAUUUCACUUGUUCUUCGGCCACGCUGGCUAGAACAUGCUCACUGCCGGUGGAGGCUGAGGGAGAGCAACUGAAGCGUAAGGAGAUGCAGGAAUUUAAGAGAAUGGAGCUUAAGAGGAAGCAAUUGGAGAAGAAGAGUAGUGCGAGACAAAUGGCGGAGGUUGGAAGUGGGUAUAGAAAGGAUGGAGUUUGGAUUGGUGGGAUAGGAUCCAAAACCUCAAACUCAAGCAGUUCUUCUGCUGCUCCAUCAAUAUCUGGAACUUAUGAAAAGUCACUUACUGCACCUCCAUUACCACCAUUGCUAAGGACCCUCAAAUCUUUUCAAGAAGAUAAUGAAGUAUUGAAGAAGAUGGCUGGAAACUUAAACAGAUCAAAAGUUAUUGGAAGAAACAUAAUGGCUGAAAUGCCUUGUGUUUCAACCACCGGUGGAGGUCCCCGUGGUAGAAGGAUUGAAGGUUUCCUCCAUAACUACACCGGUGGUGAGCUAAGGAUUGUUUGCCUUUGCCAUGGAAGCUGCCACUCUCCGGCAGAGUUUGUCAGGCAUGCCGGUGGGGGUGAAGUGGAAAAUCCUCUCAGGCAUAUUGUUGUGACACGUGUUCCUUCAACUUAUAAUUACUAAUGGUUUGUGAUUGUAUGGAUUCAUUACCCUCUGG